Molecule: messenger RNA, 8781 nt
Organism: Oryctolagus cuniculus (rabbit)
Lineage: Eukaryota; Metazoa; Chordata; Mammalia; Lagomorpha; Leporidae
Gene: DNMT3A
Product: DNA methyltransferase 3 alpha
Biological process (GO): negative regulation of DNA-templated transcription
Cellular component (GO): nucleus; cytoplasm
Molecular function (GO): DNA (cytosine-5-)-methyltransferase activity
Source: RefSeq, a predicted model, not a curated record
GGAGGGAGGGAGCGAGCGAGCGAGCGAGGCAGGCAGGCAGGCGGGCCGGGCGGGAGGGAGGGCGCGCGGGCGGCGGCGGCGGCGGCGAGAGCAGAGGACGAGCCGGGACGCGGCGCCGCGGCACCAGGGCGCGCAGCCGGGCCGGCCCGACCCGACCGGCCACACGGUGGAGCCUUCCGAAGCCAGAACCCACCAGCACCGAGGCAGCGUUCGCCAGCGGGCCCAAGGCCGGGACCUAUGUUCACACUUUAACCCCCGCCCGCCGAGACCACGAUAACUCCUUCCUCGAAGCCCGACAGCCCCCCAGCCCCGCGCGCCCCCGGCCUGCCUCCUGCCACCCAGCUGCCCGCCAUGCCCUCCAGCGGCCCCGGGGACACCAGCAGCUCCGCUCCGGAGCGGGACGAGGACCGAAAGGAAGGAGAAGAGCAGGAGGAGCCUCGUGGCAAAGAGGAGCGGCAGGAGCCCAGCACCACCGCCCGGAAAGUGGGCAGGCCCGGGAGGAAGCGCAAGCACCCGCCGGUGGAAAGCAGCGACACGCCCAAGGACCCUGCGGUCACCUCCAAGUCCCCGUCCAUGGCCCAGGACUCAGGCCCCUCCGAGCUGUUACCCAACGGGGACUUGGAGAAGCGGAGUGAGCCCCAGCCGGAGGAGGGGAGCCCUGCUGGGGGGCAGAAGGGCGGGGCCCCAGCUGAGGGCGAGGGUGCAGCCGAGGCCCCGCCCGAAGCCUCCAGAGCGGUGGAGAAUGGCUGCUGCACCCCGAAGGAGGGCCGAGGAGCCCCUGCAGGCGAGGGCAAAGAACAGAAGGAGACCAAUGUGGAAUCCAUGAAAAUGGAGGGCUCCCGGGGCCGGCUGCGGGGCGGCCUGGGCUGGGAGUCCAGCCUCCGCCAGCGGCCCAUGCCGCGGCUCACCUUCCAGGCGGGCGACCCCUACUACAUCAGCAAACGCAAGCGGGACGAGUGGCUGGCACGCUGGAAAAGGGAGGCUGAGAAGAAAGCCAAGGUCAUUGCCGUGAUGAAUGCUGUAGAAGAGAGCCAGGGGUCCGGGGAGCCCCAGAAGGUGGAGGAGGCCAGCCCUCCUGCUGUGCAGCAGCCCACCGACCCCGCCUCCCCCACUGUGGCCACUACGCCCGAGCCCGUGGGGGCUGAUGCCGGGGACAAGAACGCCACCAAAGCAGCCGACGACGAGCCGGAGUACGAGGACGGCCGGGGCUUUGGCAUUGGGGAGCUGGUGUGGGGGAAACUGCGGGGCUUCUCCUGGUGGCCAGGCCGCAUAGUGUCCUGGUGGAUGACGGGCCGGAGCCGUGCAGCCGAGGGGACCCGCUGGGUCAUGUGGUUCGGAGACGGCAAGUUCUCAGUGGUGUGCGUGGAGAAGCUGAUGCCGCUGAGUUCGUUCUGCAGCGCCUUCCACCAGGCCACCUACAACAAGCAGCCCAUGUACCGCAAGGCCAUCUACGAAGUCCUGCAGGUGGCCAGCAGCCGCGCGGGCAAGCUCUUCCCGGCCUGCCAUGACAGUGACGAGAGCGAUACUGCCAAGGCCGUGGAGGUGCAGAACAAGCAGAUGAUCGAGUGGGCCCUUGGGGGAUUCCAGCCCUCGGGCCCCAAGGGCCUGGAGCCACCAGAAGAGGAGAAGAACCCCUACAAAGAAGUUUACACGGACAUGUGGGUGGAACCCGAGGCAGCCGCCUACGCCCCACCCCCACCAGCCAAAAAACCACGGAAGAGCACGACGGAGAAGCCCAAGGUCAAGGAGAUCAUUGAUGAGCGCACACGAGAGCGGCUGGUGUACGAGGUGCGGCAAAAGUGCCGGAACAUCGAGGACAUCUGCAUCUCGUGUGGGAGCCUCAAUGUCACCCUGGAACACCCCCUCUUCAUUGGAGGAAUGUGCCAAAAUUGCAAGAACUGUUUCCUGGAAUGCGCCUACCAGUACGACGACGAUGGCUAUCAGUCAUACUGCACCAUCUGCUGCGGGGGGCGCGAGGUGCUCAUGUGUGGGAACAACAACUGCUGCCGGUGCUUCUGUGUGGAGUGUGUGGACCUCUUGGUGGGGCCGGGGGCUGCACAGGCGGCCAUUAAGGAAGACCCCUGGAACUGCUACAUGUGUGGCCACAAGGGCACCUACGGGCUGCUGCGGCGUCGGGACGACUGGCCCUCUCGGCUCCAGAUGUUCUUCGCCAAUAACCACGACCAGGAAUUCGACCCUCCGAAGGUUUACCCGCCUGUCCCAGCUGAAAAGAGGAAGCCCAUCCGGGUGCUGUCUCUCUUUGAUGGAAUUGCUACAGGGCUCCUGGUGCUGAAGGACUUGGGCAUCCAGGUGGACCGCUACAUCGCCUCAGAGGUGUGCGAGGACUCCAUCACGGUGGGCAUGGUGCGGCACCAGGGGAAGAUCAUGUACGUGGGGGACGUCCGCAGCGUCACACAGAAGCACAUCCAGGAAUGGGGCCCAUUUGACCUUGUGAUCGGGGGCAGCCCCUGCAACGACCUCUCCAUUGUCAACCCUGCCCGCAAGGGGCUGUAUGAGGGCACUGGCCGGCUCUUCUUUGAGUUCUACCGCCUCCUGCAUGACGCGCGGCCCAAGGAGGGAGAUGAUCGCCCCUUCUUCUGGCUCUUUGAGAAUGUGGUGGCCAUGGGCGUUAGUGACAAGAGGGACAUCUCACGAUUUCUCGAGUCCAACCCCGUCAUGAUUGAUGCCAAAGAAGUGUCGGCCGCACACAGGGCCCGCUACUUCUGGGGUAACCUUCCCGGUAUGAACAGGCCGUUGGCAUCCACUGUGAAUGAUAAGCUGGAGCUGCAGGAGUGUCUGGAGCAUGGCAGGAUAGCCAAGUUCAGCAAAGUGAGGACCAUCACUACCAGGUCAAACUCCAUAAAGCAGGGCAAAGACCAGCACUUCCCCGUCUUCAUGAACGAGAAGGAGGACAUCCUGUGGUGCACUGAGAUGGAAAGGGUGUUUGGCUUUCCUGUGCACUAUACCGACGUCUCCAACAUGAGCCGCUUGGCGAGACAGAGGCUGCUGGGCCGGUCGUGGAGCGUGCCCGUGAUCCGCCACCUCUUCGCUCCGCUGAAGGAAUACUUUGCUUGUGUGUAAGGGACGUGGGGGCAAACCGAGGUAGUGACACAGUUAAACAAACAAACAGCAACCACAAAACACAAUAAAACACCACGAACGUGAGGAUGGAGAGAAGUAUCAGCACCCAGAAGAGAAAAAGGAAUUUAAAACAAAAACCACAGAGGCGGAAAUACCGGAGGGCUUUGCCUUGUGAGAAGGGUUGGACAUCAUCUCCUGAUUUCUCAAUGUUAAUCUUCAGUCCUAUUUAAAAACAAAACCGAGACCCCUCCCUCCCUUUCCUCUCUGCUCCCCCUCCCCUCAUUUUUUUGGGUCAAACCUUUUGUUUUCUACUCUUUCAGAGGGGUUUUUCUGUUUGUUUGGGUUUUUGUUUCUUGCUGUAACUGAAACAAGAGGGUUAUUGCAGCAAAAAUCAGUAACAACGACAACAAAAUAGUAACAAUACCUUGAGAGGGGCGGUGGGAGAGAGGGAAUGGAAAUUCUAUAGAAAUCUAUAUAUUGGGAAUUUUUGGUUUUUUUUUUUUGUUUGUUUUUUACUAUAUAUCUUUUUUUUUUUUUUUCGUUGUCUCUAGCCUGAUCAGAUUAGGAGCACAAGCAGGGACAGAAAAUAGAGACACUCAGGCAGCCGCAUUCUCUUCCAGCCAUGAGCUGCCUGCCAGCACCAUUCCUGGUCAUGCAAAACAGAAUCCAACUAGGGGCAGGGGACACGACACCACACAAGACCCUUUUCUACAGUAUUUCAGGUGCCUACCACACAGGAGACCUUGAAGAAAAUCAGUUUCUAGAAGCCGCUGUUACCUCUUGUUUACAGUUUAUAUAUAUAUGAUAGAUACGAGAUAUAUAUAUAAAAGGUACUGUUAACUACUGUACAACCCGACUUCACAAUGGUGCUUUCAAACAGCGAGAUGAGUAAAAACAUCAGUUCCACGUUGCCUUACGUGCAAAGGGUUCCAACCAAGGGUGGAGAAAGGGGAUGCAGCUUGCUGGGUUGUUUUUUUUUCCCCUUGGUUUUUAACGAGGUGAAGGAGGAAGGAGAGUUGGGGAGCGGCGUCCUCCCGCCUCUCCCUGCCAAAAACAAAAAAACGGGACGGGCGGUGGGGAUGUAAGAUGAGGUGGCCGGGAGCGUGGAGAGCUGAGAGUGGUAUCAGCCAGACCCAUGCAAUAACCUUUUGAUUUUUUUCUAAGAGGAGACUCCGUGGGCAGGAUGGCAGGGUGAGGGGUCCUCGUUCCCAGCGGCCCGCAGAUCUGAGGGCUCCUGCGGUGGGAUGAGAAAGACCCAGAGUGUGGGCCAGUGACAGUUACAGACCCACCUGGAGCAAAUAAAAAACAUACAGAGCGCACUGGUGCUUCCUGUCUAAGUCGCCUCUUGUGUGUUCUUUUAUGAGGCCUCAGCAUCCAGCCCCUGUGCACAAGGCGGCCACGUGCCCCUGGAAUGUGAUGUUUUUGGUCAUCUCCACAGGCUGCAGUUUUAUACUGGGAGGCUAAUGACAUCUUUAUUAUCGUUAUUAUGCUUAUGGUUCUGGUUAUCAUUAUGUUUGUUUUCAGAUUUUCUUUAAGAAAACAAAAACCCAACCCCCUUCCCUUUGGGUUUCAAACCAAGGUGCGGGGAGCAGGGUGCUUCUAAGUGGCGGUGGCUCUGGUGCCCUGGCUCCCGCCCCUCGGGCCAGGUGGGCCACUGGGUGCAGCAAGAGCCAGGCGGCCGGGCGGGGGGCCGGGGUGUCCCCAGGGCCCGCCUCCGGCUCCUCACUCUUCUCUUCUCCUUCCCUCCUCUCGGGUCAGGUGCGUCAGGGCUGGAGGGAGGCCCGGCCGGCUCUCUCCUUGUGUGUGUGUGUGUGUGUGUGUGUGUGUGCGCGCGCACGUGGAGUGGUGUGUAUUUCUUUUCUAGUACUUGGUCUGAUGAUAGCUGUGCUCUUAGCGCGAGUCAGCAGCACCUGGAGCCCAAGUGCUCGAGGACGCCUGGUCCCGCUUCCUACCAAGGCAGGCAGCCCGGCAGUGGCGGUAGGAAGGGGCGGCGGCGGCUCCAGGGCGAGGGCCCGACGGGCGUUGCUUGCCUGGGUGGCUGGGGUGUAGAUAUGUGGCAUAUAGAGAUAUAUAUUUUAUAAUGGGAGGGGUGGGCGGCACCUCCUGGGACCGGCAAGGGCUGGGAGGUGUGCUGCGAAGCACAUGGUCCCAGUCCUCGUCCCGAGAAAGAUGGGGCCUACGGUGAUAGGCGCUAUAUAAAUACAUAGAUAGGGUCAUGUUUAAGAAAUAUUAUGUAGUGGGGAGUGGGGGAAGCAGGCUCGGGGUGCCGAGCCCGGGUCCCCGCUGCAGACGCGAGCCCCACGCCAAACAGUCAAUCUCGCACACAUGCACAGGAAGCUCUCCCGACGGAAGCCUAACGGAUCGCUCGCACACACGCCAGGGGGCGCCCUCUCCCCCGUUUCAGGACUUUGUGGAGUCAGCCCGUGCAGCUCUUUACCUCUGUUGCCCUGGUUGCAGGUAGACUGUCAAUCCCAGAAGUUGCUAGGUGCUGAAGGCAGGACAAGGAGGAGGAUUUAUUUAGCAGGUGCUCUCCUCUAGCAGGUAGUGUUCUAUCUCUUUUGCCCCUGGUGAUGUCAAAAGAUUCUUCUGUUAGCAACCUGUGAUAACUGACCUGCAACUUUAGGCACCAGUAAAGUCAGCCCUCACCUCCCCCUACCUAUUCUCCCCAAUCGAAAUCAAAUUGACAUCUGUCUGUCUUGGCCAUGGGGCUUCCACUGGGGAAAAAAAUGGGACCGUGAACCUCACCUUGUGAUUUAAGCUAAUUAGUAAUUCGUGAUGCAACCAACCGGAAUCCCUGCUCAUGCCCUGGGGCUUGAUCACAGCUGGCAGCCUCUGGCCCCUUUGAUGGGUGCUUGGUCCUGGCCCUUGCUGGACCCUCAGCCUGUUUCCUGGAUGGGCUGAUCCCUAAGAUCACAGCGCUGGGCCCGUGGGGCUGGAAAAGAGGAGGCCCCUGCUAACUGUGGUGCUCACCUGUCCCCUCCUCGCUCCAGCCGCCCUCCACCUCCAUCCUGUGGCCUGGAGCCCACCAGCACCACCCCUGGAGGGCAGGCGGGGGAGGAGGGCUGCCCCGGCAGUCCAGGUGCUCCCUCCCCCGCUGGCUGAGGUCUCCAGCCCACAGCGGCAGGGCAGUCGGGUGGGCCUACCUUUGAAGCUCCUGGCUCUCCUGCGCUGACUGCCGGCACCUGUGAAGGAACUGGCCGUUCUCCCUAACCCAGCUCCCCCGGGGCUUCAGAGCCAAACACGUAGCACCCCAGGGGACUGGUGUGGCAGUCUGGGAGCACUGGGCACAGGCCUCCUCGCGGCUACUGGAGAGCACCUGAGCAGGCCCCAGAGUGGCCCCGCUGCCCCGUGGGCGAGGGGGCCCAGCGCAGGGACAGGAGGCGACAAUCACCAGCUUUUCUUCCAGCCCAGCCUUCGGGCUUGGCCUCAUGGUAGAGCCUGGUAGGUGCAGGGGACCUUGGGAGUGUGCCAGUAUGGCCCAGUGGGACACUCUAAAGCCACAAACAGGCCUAGGGUGCUUCUUGGGCCACCCGCCUUCUAUGGGGGGGACUUCGCCUGAGUGGGCGGAGCCGGGGAAGGUAUUAGGCGAGGGGGCACCAUCAGGCCCAGGGGGGAUUCUUGAGGAUGUUCCCUGUAGAAUUUUCUUUCCAAAGAGCAGGCCCGUUUUCCCUGGGAAGGCAGGGUUCUGGAGCCUCCCUGCCACAGGUGCCAGGUGGAGCUUGAUGCCAAAGAGACGGUGCCCUCGCCUGGGGGCGGCAGCUAGGUGCCGGGGUCAGGAGGGCCAGGACCUCUUUCCCAGCAGGUGGCCGCUGAGCCCCACUGAAAGGGCCCCAAGCUGGCUGGGGCUGACCCUUGUACGCCUGCGACUGUGUGGUGGGUGCCUAGGCACAUAGGCAAGCAGCAGGCGGGGAAGCCAGCAAGCCAGGGCUAGAGGAGUCUCGGGCCUGGGCGGUCUGGCGUUACCCUAUGCACAUCCUGUUGAAGAGCAGACGCCCCUGAGGAGUCCGUGGGGCCACUUGGUCUUGGUGUGGCUGUCAAGUGAGCGGCCCAGGUGCUCUCUGAACUGUGGCCGGGGUUGUGGGCUGGGCCAGCCAGCCCCGGCAGGAGGGAGGGCGUCCCGGCCGGCUCCCCUCACUCCCCACUUAGCUGGUCCCCAAGCAUUGGCCACUCCCAGGGCAGCCCGAUUGGGUGGCCAGCCUCCCCGGCCCGGAAAGACUUCUCACAGCAGACCCGCGGGCACGCCUGCGCCCGGCUGUGUUUGGAGCAGAUUUCGGAGGCAGUGCUGAGCCCCUGUGGCUGUUCUCAGUCAGGGCACUGCGGCGCUAGUGUGGUUCGAGCCGUCACCCUCAGGAGGCAGUGGGUGGGGUCGGACCUGGCGGGGUCACCUCCUUGGUCUGAGUGAUCCGAGUGUGUCAUCAGGCUUCUAUGGUUUGCUUGUGACUAGAGGGCGACACUGGAGUUGGGCAGGGAGUGGCUACAGCCCCCCCCCCGCCCCCCAGAGUGGGAGAGGAGUUAGGGAGGGGCGGCCCAGAGCGGCAGGUGGCAGCUCCCGGGGAGGAAGGGGCCCAGGCUGCUUUGCAGGAUGUGCGCUCGGUCUGUGCGCUGUGGUUAAGGAAGCUGAGGUCUUAGAAGGCAAGGCCCUUGGACCUGUGUGUCGCCGAGAACCGGGCUCUGACCCCAGCCCUGGAGUGUGGGGGAAGGGAGAAGCCGGGAGACAGGAGAGAACGGCCCUUAGCUAGUGGUGACCUGGCCCUCAGGCCAGCUCUGGCUGGGGACUCGCUUCCCCGCCCGGAGGCCCCUGGCCCGACUUCCCCAUCUCCUUCCCCCUCUGAGGGCGCUCCCCUGCGCCUGCCGCGGCCUCCAGCUGCUGCCCGAGGACAUGAGCAGUGACCUAACGCAUCACCAUCGUCCCACUCCCCUCCAUGGACCGAUCUGGUUGCAUAGCCCUAGAAUCUGACAGACAAAAACGCUGAAAUUCCUUAGAAUACGCAGAGGGAGGAGGUGACUCAACAAGGUGCUAAAACAUUUUAUUAAAAAUAUAUAUUGUUAAAUUAAGUCUGCUGUCUGGACAAUGACUGUUUGUUUUGUUUUCUUGUAGUGGAGUUUAAAAGAGACUAUUAUUUUACUCUGAUAUAUUAUUAUUAAAAAGGCAUUUUAACUUUGUACUUGAAAACUAAAUGAGCGAUUUCAUGUGUUUUAGCUGAGGCAUUGAAGUAGCGGGUGCUUACUUACUUGUGGGAAAUCAUGUAUCCAUACUGAAGAGUAAACUCCGUAGCUGAUUGGGGAAUAACUUUUACUGUUACAGACGAUUCGCUUUGACCCCUGGUGGCAGAGCGCUCACUCCACAUUCCACGCAGCUAAAUGCAGGACCUUCCAGAAGCUUCUCCCCUUCCCCCGCCCCUCUCCUUUCUCUUAAGUUCCUCCUUUUUUUUUUUUUUUUUUUUUUGUUGUUGUUGUUGUUUUGUUUUGUUUUUGUUCUUCCUUCUUCCUGGUUCUGGCAUCCUUUCACCACUGUAUUUUUUUGUUUGUUUUUAGGGUUGCUUCUCUAUUUAUUGACAAUAAUAAUGUACAUUUCACAGUCUGGUUCUGGGCCAUCGGGGAGGGGCGUGGGUCCCUGUCCCGGGUGUCCUCUUGUACUCUGUGUAAGUGAUGCUCGUGACAUAGCUGUUUAUGAAAUAAUUAAAGAGGUCAAUGCGUACA